Funneliformis mosseae is the source of this 1782-nucleotide messenger RNA. NCBI's taxonomy places the organism in Eukaryota, Fungi, Glomeromycota, Glomeromycetes, Glomerales, Glomeraceae. The record is from the annotation of a GenBank genome assembly.
AUGGAAUUGUCGUCAGGGUUAUUAAGAGAUAUCGGUAAAUUGUAUUUUGAAGCGAAUGAUUAUAAUCUGCAAAUUACGGUCGGAGGAGUAGACGAAUCUAUCGAAAGAGAAACGUUUAAGGCACAUUCGGUAAUUCUUCGUGCAAGAUCUACAUAUUUUCAAAAUCUAUUUUCUAACGAUCAAAUAAAAAAAGAUGGUGAAUGGUUCACAUUCGAAAAAUCAAAUAUACAUCCAGACGUAUUUCGAUUACUACUAGAGUACAUUUAUACUGGGAUAUGCGACUUGAAAGAACCGGACAUGCAAGACCUAUUUAUACCGUUGUUGUUAUCGGCUGACGAGCUGUCUUUAACUGAUUUGGUGAAAUAUAUUCAAUCACACAUAAUCGAUAACGAACAAUCAUGGUUACACGAUAAUUUCGUACACAUAUUUCACGUUACCACCACACAUUCGACAACUUUCUCAUUAUUAGCCAACCACUGUAGCCAAUUAAUUUGUGAAAAUCCUUCCCUGUUAUUUGGCACACCGUCCUUUAUACGAUUGGGAAGAUGUUCAUUGUUAACGAUAAUUAAGCGUGAUGAUUUGGAUUUGAGCGAAGUUGAUAUAUGGAAAUAUUUGUUACAAUGGGCGAUUAAUCAACACCCUUUACUUAAUACAUCAGGUGAUGCUGAUUCAUGGACGAAAAAGGAUUUCAUGGAGUUGGAGAAUCGACUAAAAGACUUUCUUCCUUAUAUAAGAUUUUUUCAAAUACCAGGUGAUAAAUUAUACGAAUUUGUUUGGCCUUUUAAGAAGAUUUUACCAAAGAAAUUGAAGGCUCAAUUAACUCAAUUUCAUAUGAUGCCAAAUACUGAAUUACCACCUUUGGGUAUUAAUUACAAUUUAUCGCUGCGUUUACCCAAACAUAAUAUUGAAUCUUUAUACGUUACGUCCAAACAUGCCGCUAUGUUGAACGCGUGGAUAAACAUGGGCGAGAACGGUAUAAAGAAUAGAGAUAAAGUUGAAUUUCAAUUGCUGUUGAGAGGGAGUAGAGAUGGUAUGGACGUAAAGACUUUUCAUGAAUUAUGCGAUAACAAAGGUCCAACCUUAGUGUUAGUUAAAGUGCUUGUCAUCGAAGUUAAUAACAUUUGCGGUAGUGAUGAUGUUGAUAGUUGCGAUAGCAUUCAUGAGGAUGAUCUCAAUGAGAUUUGUAAUAGUAGUGUCCUUAGUAACUCCACAAGUCAUUUUUCUACAAUUCGUUCUAAUGCCAGUGUUUCCGUGAUCGGAGGAUAUAAUCCUUUAAGCUGGAGUUCAUCGGACACAUAUUUGCAGACGAGCGAUUCGUUUAUCUUUUCGUUCGCAAAUUCAGAUACUUGUGAACAAGAUGAAUAUAUUUUAAGUAGGGUGCAAAAUUCUCGAUAUUCGAUUCGUGAUAUGUCAUGUAAAUUGAAUAAUGUCGGAUUCGGUCAUGAUCUCUGGUGGUUUAGCGGUAGUUGUACCCAGCAAUAUUACGAAAAAAAGAUUUUACCCCCUAAUAGUGGUAGUACCUUUAUCAUGAAUGAUUAUGAGGUGUUCCAGGUAAUCAAUUCCAGAGAAGAGCUUUAUGUUGAGGAAAAUGAGAGUAUUAAUUGGACUGAAGUGAAAAGCUCUAAAGAAGAAUUGAGCAAUGGACAAUUGUUUAGUGUUAAAAAUCUUGUCGCUAUUGAUACUUAUAAUGAAAGCGAUGGGAGUGUGUUAAAUGUUGGUGAGGAUACAAAGAGUUUUAAAAGUGAAGAUAAUAGUUUAGAAAAUGAAGUACUUAUUAUGUAA